Mycotypha africana is the source of this 339-nucleotide messenger RNA. RefSeq lists its product as uncharacterized. The record is from RefSeq and is a predicted model, not a curated record. The transcript has 3 exons. The coding region runs from base 1 to 339 and encodes 112 amino acids. Gene Ontology annotation, cellular component: mitochondrion. Gene Ontology annotation, molecular function: structural constituent of ribosome. NCBI's taxonomy places the organism in Eukaryota, Fungi, Mucoromycota, Mucoromycetes, Mucorales, Mycotyphaceae.
AUGUCAUUAAGAGCAGCUAAAUCAACUAGAGAGAUUUUAAACUUAUUAUCAAAUGGUUCAGGAGCCGCAAAACUACCUUCGAAUAUCUCUAAAAUACAGUUAACAUUGGCCUUCAAAGGCAAGAAUGAAAGUGCUGGCGCAAGACAUUUUCUGAAAGAGAAUUUACCACGCAUUCAGUAUAAUAACCCAACAGUGAAAUACGAGGUAUUCAAAAAAGCAGAUCCUACAACCAAACCAACAAUUUCCAUACACUUCACGAAUGGAGGGUCAAAAACUAUUGAAAUACCCCGUGUUUAUUCGGAAACUAUUGUUGAUCAAGUAUUUAACGCUACGCCGUAA